GUCGACGCUCAGAACCCGGUAGCCCGGUGUCCAAAAGCAGCAGGCUCGGACAGGCUCCGGACAUGGCAAGGCUGGCAAAGGGCGGCUCCUGGCUCGGGACGGUCCGCGAGGCCUUAGGCCUUGAGGAUCCUGGAUCUGAGCGACUUGACCCCACCGAGGAUGUUAGUCUUACUCAGAGGCUCUAGGGCUCCAGUUAACAGGCCUUCUCAAAUUCCCAGAUAUGGCCCACCUACUAGGCCAGAGCUUGACUCCGAAAGGAGGAAAGGAAGAAUGCAAGUCUGGUCAAGAGGCAGAGGCCCUCUUCAAUGUCGUCAUCCCAGAUCACCAUGCAGAAGCCUUUUCUCCUCCCCGCCUAGCUCCCUCAGGCUCUUUGGACCAGCUUGUGGAAGGUCUUCUGGGUGGCCUCUCUCGCUGGGAUGCUGAACACUUCUUGUUCAUUGCUGAGCACGGAUAUCUCUAUGAGCACAACUUUGCCUUCUUCCCUGGCUUCCCCUUGGCUCUGUUGGUGGGGACUGAACUGUUGAGGCCCUUGAGGGGGCUCCUGAGCCAGCGGAGUUGCCUGCUUGUUUCAGUAGCAUCACUCAACUCCUUGUUCUCCGUGCUGGCCACAGUUGCACUUCAUGACCUGAGCUGUGUGGUUUUGCGCUGUCCCCGCCAGGCCUUUUAUGCAGCACUACUCUUCUCCCUCAGCCCUGCCAAUGUUUUCCUGACAGCGGGUUACUCAGAAGCUUUGUUUGCCUUCCUGACGUUCAGUGCCAUGGGGCAGCUAGAGAGGGGCCGAAGCUGGACUAGUGGGCUCCUCUUUGCUCUUGCCACUGGAGUGCGCGCCAACGGGUUGGUCAGUGUCGGCUUCCUCCUGCAUGCUCAAUGCCGAGUUUUUUUCUCUUCUCUGGUGGUACUGAACCCCCUGAAACAACUCUUUAAGCUGAUGGCUUCUGUGUGCCUGUCAGUGCUAACACUCAGCCUUCCCUUUGCCCUCUUUCAGUAUUAUGCCUAUACCCAGUUCUGUCUGCCAGGCUCAGCCCAUUCCAUUCCUGAACCCUUGGUGCAGUUAGCUGUGGACAAGGGCUACCGGAUCGCAGAGGGAAAUAAGCCACCAUGGUGCUCUUGGAACCUUCCUCUAAUAUAUAACUAUAUCCAGGAUGUAUACUGGAAUGUUGGCUUAUUGAGAUACUAUGAGCUUAGGCAGGUGCCCAAUUUUCUACUGGCUGCACCAGUGGCUAUACUGGUUGCCUGGGCAACUUGGACAUAUGUGACCACCCACCCUUGGCUCUGCCUCACACUUGGGCUUCAGAGGAGCAAGAACAAUAAGACCCUAGAGAAACCCGAUCCUGGCUUCCUCAGUCCACGGGUGUUUGUGUACCUGGUUCAUGCUGCAGUGCUGCUGCUGUUUGGAAGUCUAUGCAUGCAUGUUCAGGUUCUCACCAGGUUUUUGAGCUCUUCCACUCCUAUUGUGUACUGGUUUCCAGCUUACUUGCUUCAGGAUCGAGAGCCACUGUUGAGAUCCCUAGAGACAGAGCCUUGGAAGCCUCUUGUGGAAGACUCCCCACCAGGACAAAAGAUACCCAGAAAUUCUAUCAUGGAACUUUUGUACAACUGGAAAAUCUGCUCUCCAGUCACGCAAUACGUCCUAGGUUACUUCCUGACUUACUGGCUCCUGGGACUACUCUUACAUUGCAACUUCCUGCCUUGGACAUGACCUGAAGUCUCAAAGGACAGACUGGAAGCCAACUUAAUUCAUGUUCUGAGAGUUAAAAGACCAGGACUAGGCAUGAUGGCACACACCAUAAUCCCGGCAACUCAGGAGGCAAAGGCAGAAGGAUCACAAAUUUAAGUCCGACCAGACAACUUGUUGAGACCCUGUCUCAAAAAAUAAAAAGAAUUGGGGAUGUAGCUCAGUCCUCAUUACUGGAAGAAAAUAACACACAGGGACUGCCUGCUUUGCCCUGGGAUUAUUUCUCUGGCCAUUAGAACCUCUCUGUCUUUGGAGACUGGUGAGCCAUCAAAGAACCCUUUCUGGUCCUGACUGGGACAGUUUUAAAAUAGUAACUAUUUUCACUGUGAGUGUUGAUACCUUACUCAGGUCUAAAGUACACCUGGAUCCGUCUAGUUAGCCAACAUAGCAGAAACAUUCUUAAACCUGCCACUGCAAAUUUAAAUGUACAUUUUUAGAAUAUGCAUUUCAUCAAAGGCUCUAACUGACAGGCUGAUGAGAGUCCACACAAGAUAGUGCAGGCCUAGACAAUGUGGUAGCAGUAGAAAAAUGGGACCAUCUUCUCGAAAUGGGACAUUUCUGAAGGCGUUUUUUUCAUGAUUUGUACAUCUGUUUUUAUGAAAAAUCUUACAAUCUGGGUGUGAUUACACCCAGACUGUAAUCCCAACUCACUUGGAAGGCUGAGGCAGGAGAAUCCAAAUUUGAGGCCAACCUCAGCUACUUGGAGAGACUGUUUCAAAAAGGACGUGGUUGUAGCUCAGUCAGUAGUAAAGCCCUUGCCUCACAUGCAUGAGGCCCUGGAUUUAAUCCCCAGGAUUGGGGGUGGGGGGAUUUAUAAAGAUAUUAUAAAUUAAAGAAGUUGUUACAAAUUAAACAACUUCUAAUCAUACAUAAAUAGAAUGAACUUUUUACAAAUAAGAGGGGGUUGGGAUUAUAGGUUGGUGGUAGAGCACAUGAGGCCCUUAGGUUUGAUCUCCAUGCAAACGAAAUAACAAUAGUAAUAAUGAUUAUUAAUAAAAAUCACUUAGGAAAAAAAAAGGUUAAGAAUAUGGCAGGAGUCUGAAUGAUUCUAGUCCUCUCAGAACAUCCCCAUGUGUCAGCCCUGUGACCUUGGGUAUGUUUUCAGAACUUUUAUUACCACCUCAAAAACUAAGAGAGAUGCUGUUGUCAGUGGG
This is a messenger RNA of Sciurus carolinensis (gray squirrel), 2889 nucleotides long. It is a transcript of the gene Pigv, whose product is annotated as phosphatidylinositol glycan anchor biosynthesis class V. Gene Ontology annotation, biological process: GPI anchor biosynthetic process. Gene Ontology annotation, molecular function: GPI mannosyltransferase activity; alpha-1,6-mannosyltransferase activity. Bases 221 to 1699 code for a protein of 492 amino acids. The transcript has 4 exons. The record is from RefSeq and is a predicted model, not a curated record. Gene Ontology annotation, cellular component: mannosyltransferase complex; endoplasmic reticulum membrane. NCBI's taxonomy places the organism in Eukaryota, Metazoa, Chordata, Mammalia, Rodentia, Sciuridae.